GGGCAUGCUCGGCCGCUGCUGCAGGCUGGGCGGGUCGCGCUGGUCCCCGGCCGGCCGGAGCGGCGGCGGCGGCGGCGCCGGGCAGCAUGAGGGAACCGCUCGGGCCGGCUGAUUUAAGGAAUGUGGAGGUCCAAUCGCUUGCUAAGGCCAGCAGCCCAGGGAACAGCACUGGGUCCUGCCACCACGAUGGUUCCAGCAGUUGAGCUCUGAUGAAGCUGUUGCACCAUGUACAGUGUGGAAGACCUGCUCAUCUCCCAUGGAUACAAACCAUCGAGAGAUCUCUCAGCACCGCGCGAGGAUGACCCUGAGGGGCGCCAGCCAGCAAGGACGAGGGUGCGAGCUGGCCAGGGCCUGGUGAAUGGGCACGAGGAUGGUUCUGCAGUCUCUGCACAUCGUAAGACACCUACAGGGAGAGGACACGUGAGCGACCCCGAAAGCCGCCGCCGCAGCACACCGAGGGGCCCCCGGGAGCCCCAGGGAGCGUCCGCUUCUAGAACCUCGGAGGCAGGGUUUUAUAAUCACCCCACCGUAGUGUGGAACCCCCAGCCCCAGGCUGGUAGCGACCAGACCCACUGGAAAAGAGGAGGACCGGAAGUCGGUAGGUCGCUGGGCCUGAGGGACCGAGAGGACCUGGAGGUCAGAGGAAUGGCCCAAGCCUACAGCCUGCCUGGCCAUGUGAGGGAGGGUCCCUGGGAAGUCGGAAGAAGGACAGGGCAUGUGACGAAGAAGGCAGUUUGGGAAGAAGAGCUGAGAGCAUCGGGUCCUACCAAGUGGCAGAACGUCAGCCUGGAAAGCUGGAACCAGCCAAGGAAAUUAGGGAGGCAGAUGUCGGAUGGUGCUGGGGAAAGAUUCUUUCAAGAUUUGUAUCCGUUCAUUCAAGGAGAACACGUGUUGAAGUCUCAGAACAAAAGAAAAUCCCAGUCGUUGCCUAGAGUCCUUUUCCCCGACAAUCUGAGUUGCACAGAAAUCCCCAUUCCAUUAGGCGACGGAUAUUUACCUAAAAUGCCACCGUAUCCUCCAAAUUGUCCACCUAAUCUGGAACCCACAAGGCACCCGGAGAAAGGUGGCUCCUCGGUGCCUUUACUCCGGCCCAAGUUUGGGAAACCCCUCAAGCCCCCAUCUCACGGCUCGCACCAGCCUUCCAGGGGAGGAGUGGAACUCAGCGACCAUCAGGACAGCCGGCAGGCGGACCCGCACGCCCCCAGGCACGAGCCCUAUGCCGUGGAGUCUGGCUUGGAGCCUCCCGUGUAUGUGCCUCCGCCGUCAUACAGGUCACCCCCCGAGCACAUCCCAAACCCCUACUUAGACGAAGACCCGGCUCCCAGACCUGUUUGCAGUGGCCACAGCCAACAGCUGCCUCUGACUGAGAAGACCAGGGCCAGCGGGCAGCUUCCUCCUGGCCCCUUUGGCGCUGGGAAUGGUGUGAGCCCCUGCUGUCCUCGCGGGCCCUCUGCCGCAGCCCACGACAGCUCUGUUCAGUACAUCCCCUUUGACGAUCCACGGAUACGACACAUUAAACUAGCUCAACUCCAGGGUUUCUGCGAGGAAUCAAACCUGGAUGGUAAAUCCCGGAACUCCAGUCCUGUCACGCCCCAAGAGCCACCUCGUGGGAAAAUGCAGCCUGAUGGCGCCGUUUGGGAUCCACAGGGCCUGACAUCCCUGUCAGGAGAUGAGAGAGACCUGGCCCUGGCAGGCACCCAGCCGUGGUGGCUGUGGGGCCAGCUCUCCAGGGACGGAGAACCCAGUGGCUUCUCCGACCAAAGAGACCACCAUGUCACCAGAGGACAGCGGCCUGAGGUAGGGGGCAGCCAGCAGCGACACGCAGAAGGCCAAGUUUCCUCCCAACACUCGCAGGGUGCAAGUACCUGUGACACUCAAACCAAGCUCAAAAAGUUUGAGGCUGGGAUUCAGACCAAGAAAAGUUCAAAGAAGAAAACAAAUGAGACCAUAUUUUGUUUGGUUUCCAUCCCAGUGAAAUCAGAAUCACAUCUGCCAGAUAUAGAUACGAACAACAAUGACUUGAAACAGGCUGGUGAUAAAAAGAAUGGUUCUGAUAAGAGCACUGCCCUGCAGGAACAGAGCCUGCUGAGCCUGUCCUCUACCGACCUGGAGCUGCAGGCUCUCACGGGAAGCAUGGGCGGGAGGCCUGAGUUCCAAAAGCAAGAUCUGGGGGAACCAGAAGAUGACAAACCAACAAAUGACCUCAGAUUCAUUCACUUCACCCAGCACGGAGAACUCAAGUAUGUUGGCUCUUGGCCAGGGCACCAGUACCGGGACCAGCAAACACAAACCAGCUUCCCUGAAGAAUCCCAGAGCUCCCAGCUGCUCCCUGGUGCACAGCCAGCAGGGUCAAGUGACACAGGGCCCACUCCACAACAUCCAGACCCUGCAGCCUCCGAGGGUCACAUGCAUAUGGCGUUGGCUUCUGGUGACCACAGGCAGAGGCCAAGUGCUCAUCACCUGAGAGGUCAGAGAUCCCUCAGCCCGUCUGGCAACAGUGUUUUCUCAAGGACCUCCCAAUCCACGCACCAGGCCCCUGCACCAAAAGCGGGUCGGAGUCAGCCCAGCGUGGACGUCCGGGGACACGGAGCCAGCCCCAAGCCCGUGCGUGAGGUGGUGAAGGGGGAACCAACAGGCCCAUGCAACAGCCAGCAACUGUUUGGGCAGUUUCUCCUGAAGCCGGUCAGCCGGCGUCCCUGGGAUUUGAUAAGUCAGUUGGAAAGUUUUAACAAGGAGCUUCAGGAAGGGGAAGAAAGCAGCAGCAGCAGCAGCAGUGAGGACAGUGAGGCCGAGCAGCAGCAGGAGGACCGUGCUGGCUCCAGGCCAGAGAAUCCCAGCUCCCCUGGACACAGCCCAGGGCCAUGUGCUGAGCUGCAGUCUGUGACCUGGGUGCUGGAGCCCCCCAUGUGGCAGUCGGGAGGGGAGGAGCAUCAGUCUGAGCACUGGAAUGAGGGCCCCGGGCCCAGCAACUCUGCCCCCUUAGCUCCCUCACAGGUAGAAUGUGGCAGAGGGGACUCCUUCUGGUCAGCAGACGGAAGCUGGAGUAACGAGGUUGACAGGGCAGUGAAUGAGCCAGCAGUCAGCCCAGGACCAGUGCAGGGACUGGUGUCUUCAAGAUCAAGUGGCACAAAGCCAGUGUCCCCACCCUCCCCAGCUGAGCAGAGGGAGCCCCAGGAAAUUCAGAAACUCAUCGGUGCUUUCAUUUCUGCGAAACCCAGCAUAGCGGGUCCUCCGAGGGUCGACAGUGGGAGACAAAGGGGUGCAGUGCUCCCGCUCUCCCUGACGGGCAAGAACCGAGGGCUCUCGGCACCAGACCUGCGGUUGGUGGGGCUCGCCCCCGGACAAGAGCCGAGCACCAGCCAGGUAGAUGGGUCUUCAGGUGAAGCAAUAGAAAUCCCCCCAGGUGAGUCGCUGCAAGCCAGGGCUGCGAGGAUCCUGGGCAUCGAGGUGGCUGUGGAGACCCUCCUGCGGGGCUCCAGGAGAGCAGGACAGAGCCAGCCUCCCCUGCCUGAUGCAAGUGCCUGCAGCCCAGAGUCCCCAAGGGAUGAGCCGUCGUCAUCUGGCUCAGCCCCAGCAGAUGUCCCCACAGUGCCCACCGACGCCUUUUAUGGCAGGAGGAAAUGCGGCUGGACCAAAAGCCCCCUCUUUGUGGGGGAAAGGGACAGUGCCAGGAGGGCUUCCCCAGUGUCUGAUCACUCAAGUGUGGAUGGGGUCAUCGCCAGCGAAGCCUCCAGCCCUGAGCCUCCCCUCAACCUCCUGGAGUCUAGGUCUUCCAACCAAAAGGAUCUGGGGGCAAGACCUCCCUUCAGGUCCACUUUGUUCCAUUUUAUAGAAAGGACACCUAGUGUGGCAGGCUCAGAAAAGAGGCUCAGAAGCCCUUCCAAAGUGAUUGAAAGUUUACAAGAGAAACUGGCCUCCCCUCCCAGCAGAGCAGCCCCUGACCGCCUGCUGAGAAUGAAGGAGGUGAGUUCUGUGUCUCGGAUGAGAGUGCUGAGCUGCAGGAGCAGCGACUCCACAGAGGAGACUGAGGAACUGAAGGCCGUCAGAGGCCCGCCUGGCCCACCCAGGGGCUCCCUGUCUCUAAGCGGUGAGGACCACACACUCUCUGGCUGUAAGCAGGGCACUUCUUGGGGAGAAAGCGAACGUCCAGCCACAGAAAAGAAGGACGGUGAUCAAGACUUCUGGUGCCCAGAUUCAUAUGACCCUAGCAGAGUGGAGAGGGUAUGACGAAACGUCGGUGACACUGGGACCUCUUUUGUUUGUCAAUUGAGUAAUCUCUGGUUUAGUCUAUUAGCCCAACUUGCCCACAGAGAAGCUGAAAAGUGUUGUUUUUCAGCGCACUGAAAAACGUCCUUUCCCACUGGCACUAGGAAAGUUGCCAUCUGUGCAGAAUUGCUUGCUGGAGAUCAAGCAAUAGUCCGUUGAAACCAUCUGUUUUUAUAGCAUGAAGAUUUAAUGCCUCUAAUUAGAAAAGAGUUUUCACAGAAACUCUCCUUACUGAUGGAUGUGGCCGAGCUGGUGAAUAGUUUGGUAUUACUUGGUUCUGUGUGCGAUCUUAAACGUGGAGGAUGCAGUGAAUGAUGCGAAGGGACUGUGAAUGUUGUCAAUUCCCCUUUGCCUGUGGCCUGGGCUCCCUUUAAGGGGUUUGGGACACAGUUUGGGGGAAAUGUGAAUGAAUAUAUAUGACCCAUUUCUAAUCAAUUUGGCCUUCUGCCAGGAGUAACUUUCCUUAUAAGUAACUUGCUAUCAGAGAAUAAAAGCAAUAUCUUGGAAGUUCCUAAAAAUUUAAACCUGUACUGUAAUAUACUAAGAGUAUUAUUUAUCUGGCAAUGGAGAACUUUGUUUGCAAACAUGCCAUUGUCUGCUUUGCACUCAGUAUUACCCAUCUUUAUUUUCUCUAUGGGUAUUUAGAAAUUCUUUAUAUGAAAAGCAAAAUGCUGGGUUCAAAUAGACCAUUUUAACAAAGUGACUAUAUUUCUUUUUACAAAAAUGCUAUUUUUCUAUGAUGUAAACAAUUGUUAGGUGGCAGAUUUUUAAGGAAGUAUGAUUUUAUUUAAGAGUCUGUAUCCCUUUGUGUGAGAGGAACCCGAAGAGGGUUCGCUUUGGCUUUAAAGCGUAUGCAGUGCUGUUACUUUCAUUUUAUCUACGAACAUUGUCAACCCGGACGUCUCACAGGGUUAAUAACAUAAACAUUCCAGACAGAUUUUUGUACAGAUGUAGCUAUAAGGUUAUAUUUGAAAAUAACCCUCUCAAAACCAGCCAGCAUCUUCACGAUAGCUUUUGCUGCCACAUCAACUAGAAUUACCAAAAAGCAUAGUUUUAUCUUUGUAUGUCUGGGGAGAUCUGCCCCAAGAGCAUACUUUUCUCCCCUCCCCCCCAACACCCCUUUAAAGAAACACGUGUUUUUAUCUAGAAAGAUCUGAAGUAGUCUCUAUGUUUGGGGACAUUAUAUAUGUAUGCUCUUACAAAACUAUUCUGAGGCCCGUGUAUUCUGUGUUUCGUAUUGCAUUAACCUGCACAAAAUGUAUGCAUUUUUUUCCUGCAUUUAUUGUUUUCUUUCUAAAUAAGGUUUUCUUGUUAACUAACAUUUCCUAAAGGGUUUCUCCUUCCUCCCUCUUUCCUUCUUUCCUUUCUUCUUUCUCCCUUUAUUUUCUCCUACCUUUGUCUUCUCUUUGAGAAACCACCUUCUCUAUUUUUAGACAUUUCAAAUUCCUGAACUGUGAACCAUGGGUGGUGACCUGUCCUCUGGCCCUAAAACAACGGGGCUUUCACGGCCCGCUCUUAUCUGUACCAUAUGAUUUUAUUUCAUAAGAGCUUCAUGUGUUUGGACUGUAAUAAACAAAACGGAAUCUAAGUAGCCCUGACAAAUCUUUCCAAAUUCCCUUAUCAGCAGUUUUGGUCUUCACCUAUGACUCAGAGUCACCUCUUUGCAGACUUCAGCUCCUAGGAAGAGUUCUUGUAGGCUCAAGUGUUUUACAGCAGCAGUGAGCAGGGCCAAGUCUCUUCCCAGGACGGGUUUAGUGGAGAAGAGGUCAGUCGCUCUGUUUUAGUCAUUGAACCCUUCAAGUCCUCUGGUCUUGCUGAUGAGGGCUGAGCCACCUGGAGGCCUUUGUUGUAGGGAGAGUGUUCUGCUUCCCUCUUUAAAUAAAUGCCAAUGCAAGCAAGUAUAUGUGUGUGUAUUAUACGUAUAUACACACAUGUAAGUAUACACGUACGUAUCUAUUAACUCUUUCCUGACUUCCCCUUAAAUUUUGCUGAUGCCAUCUAAAAGUUCUAUGUAAUCAAAAGAAUGAAAUAUGAGCUUAUUCUUCAGAAGAAAAAAAGGAGCCCCAAGAAAACAGAACUGCUGCACCUUAUACAUAUCUCAAACCAAAAUACGAUGCUUUUCUGUUUUGUUUUAAAUUGUUGUAUCCUAUCUUUCUGGAAAUUUCUAAAUGUAGUUGAAAUUACCAUUCUUUAUACUUCAAUCGUAAUUUUUCUGCUUUCCAGCUCACAUGUAAAUGCUUUUGGGGAGGAAAAAGAUGGCUUUCAGAAAUUUAAGUAAGUUAAAAAAUUGCCUUUUAAACUCAUAUAUUCUGAGAUAAACAAUGGCCUCUGAUCAAAAUUCACUUUUCCAGAGGCUUUGAAUUUAAUACUAAUUGUUCUUCCAUUAUUUUUAUUUCUCAUAUACAUACAACUCCAUGAUUAUUUUGUGGCCGGAGAAAAAAGGUUCUUAGGUUUUGUAUUGUUACUAUUUUCCUCAAACCCAUAAUUUACUGUGUGUGUGUUGAAUAAUUUGGAGCUUAUAAAAUGAAAUUGAAAGUUCUAAUUUUGACUAUUUGGACUAAAAAUUAUAUGAGGUAUUACAUAUGAAAUGUCUUGGUAUUUCUUGAUCUGCAAAAAGACAGGGGGAAUGAUAGUAAUUUGGCUCAAAUUGCCUUUCUAUGAAGAAAAUUUGUGAAUGACUGAAAACCAAAUAUCUGUUUGGUCAACUUCACGGUUCUGCAAACUAUAAUAAAGUGCUCUCAAGAUGCAACUAGCCCCUUCUUGGAUCCUCAGAAUUAUUUCCAUGCUGGUAAUUGCUUGAAUUUCUUUCAUAAAGGUCCCUAAAACAUUCUUCCACCUCCUGGUUUCCUUACUAGAAUUGUAGGUUGAGGUUUUAAUUCAUGUGGGCUGCAGAAAAAUGAUGAAGGUUAUCUGUUGAAACAACUGUGUCCCAGCUCUGAGCAGAAGGGAAUGAUGGAAGAAAACAUUAACCUGUCAUUUCAUCCUGUGACCCCCCCACACACCGAUGAUCAUGCUUGGGGUUUUUGGCUAUUUUUGUUGUUUGUUUAAAAUGAUUAAAUGAUGCACAAUUAAAUGCCAAGUCAGCAUCUCUUGAAAAAUGGCCAGUGCAGCAGAAUUCUCUAUCUCUCUGUAAGUGUUGGGGCUUAGAGAAAUAUUUCAGAUCUCCUAAGUUCUUAUAAGCAGUUACUUUUGUCUGGGGGGGAGCGUUGUUCAGCCAAGAUGCAUGCGGGCAGGGGAGAUAAGCCUUGAGAGAUGGGACGUGGGGUGGGAUUCUGUUUCUGAAGCCAAAGCCAUCGCAGGCCCAGGGGACUUCUGCAUUUUCUUUUUGUCCUGUUUUUUUAAAACUGCUGAUUUUCUACAUCUGUUUGUGGGAGGAGAGUUGCAACUCAGGACAGGAUUUAAGAGACAUGUUCCAAUGACCUUUAAGAGUCUGCAGGGUGGGAGGUCCUUUUCGAGGAGUGUGGGUUGGUCCACUCGGGGACCGUCCAAGCCAAGAAGGGGGAGAUGAUAUUAUAACAUUAAAGGAAGAUUGGCCUCCAGCCUGCAUAUUUUGUUGGCAAGAAAGAAAGAGGGAGUGGUUACAGCUAUAAAUUCUGCUCAAGGCCUCCUGAAAAGGUCGACGUGGUCUAGCAACCUGCCUGUUGAAACAGUCCUUGGGUUCCUUGGCAGUGCCGGGAGGUGGCCAGAGUGCCCACAGAUUUCUGGCUUUGAUUUUCAAGAGCUCCCGUCACAUUUGUGUCUACUAAGACAGCAGAGGACAAGGCGGGCCUUGUUCCACGGUCUCUGCCCACUGACGGAGACUCAAACCCAAAGGCAAGCCUGGAUUGUCCAGACUUUCAUCCCAACUCCCAGAUAGGGAGUAAGGAGGAGCCUGCCCCCCACGGAAGACAGGCCCAGCUGGGGCUCUCGGCUACCUCCGUGCACCUCUGCCCUACCGCAGAGCCGAGCUGCGUGACGUUCACGGUCACAGAGCAAGCAGGAGACAAAGGCAAGUUCAAGUUGAGAGGGAUAUGGCAGAAAACAGAAAUGCAAACCAUAUGUCCCAGCCACGAAGAAAAGCAGAACCUCCAGAUUGUGAAAACCAAUGAAGUGCUCUCCACCUGGGUCAGCAGAAACUUGAUCCCUCACAACACAGGCCUGCCAGAGAAGCUAAGAAGAAACAUCUCAAAACAAGUUUUUUCUUUCCCUAAAAUUUGGUGAAGACACGGCCCCGAAACCCCACGGAAGCCCUGUAUCCACUCAUCCUUUUUUUGAUCACUGUUAAAUACCCGAGGGAGAUGGGAUCAGAGAGACACAAUUGGUAAUGGCCGGUUGCCAGUUGUGGUCAUUGCCCCCAGAUCAGGCAGUGUAGGGACCUUCAGGUGAUGAGAAGUGAGGGUAGGUGAAGAAUAAUAAAGUAGCUGGUGGAACCCCAGCGAAACCCGACAGACCAAUGUCUUCCAGGAACUCUUGUCUUUCUCUGCACGAUGUAAAUACCCUCACUGCUUCAGGGUGGCUGCUGGCCCACUCAGCGACAAACCUUUUGCAAAGACUUUGAAUGGAAGCACCUGUGUUCCUUAUCUUUGGCUGUGGGUGCCCAUGCUGUGCCAUCAUCCCUAAAGGCUGGUCCCCAGAGGACAGCAGGCUGCUCGGUGAGGGGCUUGCAUGGCAGGGACAGGUGAUCCACGGAGUUCCCACAUCACUGGUCUCCACUGUGCAUCACCCUCAAGUUCAAGCCCCUGCUUGCGUCUCCCCCCAGCCUUGCCAACAUUCUGGAGAGAGACCUAGAGUUAGUGCAGGGACUGGGUGUGACUUUUAGCUCCAUGACUAAACAUGGGGGCUUGCGAAUGUCACGUCCCUGGCCUGUGUGUCCUCCCCUUCCUCUCCUACUGCUUGAACAUGAGAAUCAAGUACAGUAGAACCUCUGUAAGUUGACCACCGAGGGACUGUAGCAAACUGGUCAACCUACACAGGUGGUCAACAUAAAAAACCAGGCCUACUGGGCUGCUACGUACAUGUGGUGCAUGUCCAGUCUAUGAAAAUCAAGUCAACGUAAGGAGGUGGUCAGUGUAGGGAGAUGGUCAACUACAGAGAUUCUACUGUAUAUAACAAACCCCUGGCGUGAUGCAGGUGUUCAGUGCAGAGAACAAAGCUAGGCUCAUGCAUUAUGGGGAAAAUGACUUGUCUGGAAGGAUGGAGGGUGUGACGUCCAGGUCUUGUAGGGCUCCCCCUCCUGGCUUGCAGCAUAGCAGUUCUGGAAGCAGAUGGAGAGACACCAGCAUGCUCUCAAUUUUUUAUUUCUUUCCAGCAGAUCAAUAAACGUCUAAAGCUGUUGCUUCUGAGUUUUUAAAAAAUGUGAACCUUCUUUCCAAGAGACAGGCUCUCACUGUGUUGCUCAGGCUGGCCUCGAACUGCUGGGCUCAAGUGAUCCCCCUGCCUUGGCCUUCCAAGUAGCUGGGACUACAGGCUCUUUCCCUUAUUUCUUCCUUGGCUCCAUGUGUGCUGGGCCCAGAGUUUGGGUCUCCCAGGGCCCUCCAG
Messenger RNA from Nycticebus coucang (slow loris), 9783 nucleotides. RefSeq names its product junctional cadherin 5 associated (gene JCAD). NCBI's taxonomy places the organism in Eukaryota, Metazoa, Chordata, Mammalia, Primates, Lorisidae. The transcript is spliced from 6 exons. Gene Ontology annotation, biological process: positive regulation of blood vessel endothelial cell proliferation involved in sprouting angiogenesis. Gene Ontology annotation, cellular component: ruffle membrane; adherens junction. Bases 226 to 4227 code for a protein of 1333 amino acids. The record is from RefSeq and is a predicted model, not a curated record.